AUGGCAGGGAAAUCCCUCAAGAAGUCCUCCACGCCGGGCGUGAGCAUCUGGCAGCUGGUGGAGGAGGUGCCCAAAGGCUGCAGCACGCCCGACUUCGUGCAGAGGCCCAUUGCCUUGGCGCUGCAGGAGGGGAAGAACGCCACCUUCCGGGCUGUGGUCUGCGGGGAGCCCAGGCCCAGGGUGCGCUGGCACUGCUCCAAAGGGGACCUCAGCAGCUCCAGCAAGUACCAGGUCUCGUCCGGCACGGGCAGCAGGGAGCACGUGCUGCAGAUCAAUAAACUGACCGGCGAGGACACCGACGUGUACCGCUGCACUGCAGUGAAUGCCUAUGGAGAGGCCACGUGCUCGGCCAGGCUCACGGUCAUCGAAGUUGGCUUUCGGAAGAAUCGGAAGAGGCCCAAGGAGCCCCAAGAGGACCUCAGGAAGGAGCUGGUGGACUUCCGGAAGAUGCUGAAAAAGAGGGAACCGCCUCCCGCCCCCAAGAAGGAGGUGGACAUGGAGCGCGUGUGGCAGCUGCUGAUGACGGCGGACCGGAAGGACUACGAGCAGAUCUGCCUCAAGUACGGCAUCGUGGACUUCCGCGGGAUGCUGCGGCGGCUGCAGCGGAUGAGCAAGGAGCGCGAGGAGAAGCUGGCGCCGUACCUCAACACCAUCGCCAACCUGAGACAUGUCCGGGUCAACAAGGAGGGGAUCGCAACCUUUGGCCUGGAGCUGGACCUCAAGAGUCCUGAGAGCAAGAUUUACCUGUACAAGGAUGGCGAGAUGGUCCCCUACGGCUUCGACAACCAGACCAAACACAGUCUGCGGCGUCUGGGGAAGCACUACCAGUUCCAAAUCCAGGACCUGAAGCCGGAGGACGCCGGCAUCUACCAGGUCCGGGUGGAGGAUGCCCACGUCUUCACCACGGAGCUGGAGGCCAGCGCCAUCCCGCCCCACGUGGUGGUCCCGCUGGCCGAUGUCCGCUGCGAGGAGCGGGGGGACGCCAUCUUCGAGUGCACCCUGUCCAGCCCCUGCUCCAGUGCCACCUGGAGGUUUCAGCACCGGCCGCUGCACCUCAGUGACAAGUACGAGACGUUCGUGUCCCCGGACGGGCUGAGGCACCGGCUGCUGGUGCGAGGGGUCCGCUUCUCCGACAUGGGCCUCUACUCCCUGGGCACCAAGCUCCAUGCCUCCAGCGCCUGGCUGGUGGUGGAAGCUGGGAAGGAUAAGAGCCUUCUGACCACAAGCGCUGACCACCAGAGACAGGCACAAGAAGCUGGCAGAGACGGUGGGUCAGACGCCUACGGCCAGAGGAGGGACGCCACCCUGAGCCCCAGGUCCAGACGCAAGCCUGGCACCGGUGGCUUCUCUGAGGAUGCCCGAGGCCCCGCUGGCCACUUCUCCCAGGGCCUGGCUGACAUGGAGGUGGAGCGCGGGGAGCCUGCCGUGCUCUCCUGCACCCUCACACGCGACCUGGGCCCCGGAGCCUGGUUUAAGGACGGAGUCAAGCUCAGCGCCCAGGAUGGACUCACCUUGGAGCAGGAUGGGCUGGCGCACAGGCUUGUCAUCGCCCAGGCGGAUGGGACGCGGGCCGGGAGGUACAGCUUUGCAGCCGGAGGCCAGCAGAGCGAGGCCACGCUGACCGUCCAUGAUCCCCCAGUCAUCGCUCCGGACGUCUCCGCGAAGCUGCGGGAGCCACUGGUGGUCAAGGCUGGGAAGCCGGUGACCAUGAAGGUCCCCUUCCAGAGCUGCCUCCCGGUCCAGGCCACCUGGAGGAAGGACGGGGAGGAGGUGGCCGGUGGCAGCGGCCGCGGCGCCCAGGUGGCCGUGGGGGACGGCUUCACGCGGCUGUGCCUCCCCAGCGCCAGCAGGCAGGACCGUGGCCAGUACAGCGUCACCCUGAGGAGCCAGGGCGGCUCCACGCAGGCCGAGCUCACCCUGCAGGUCCUAGACAAGCCACAGCCCCCGCAGGGCCCCCUGGAAGUGCAGGACGGCCACGGGGCUGGCCUGAGCCUGCGUUGGCGGCCCCCUAAGGAUGACGGCGGCCGGGCCCUGGAGCAGUACGUGGUGGAGCGGCGGCAGGCCGGCCGGAGCACGUGGCUGAAGGUGGGAGAGCCCCGCUCGGACAGCACCAGCUUCACGGACGCCCACACGGAGCAGGGCAAGAAGUACGCCUACCGCGUGCGGGCCGUGACCGCAGAGGGGCCCAGCGAGGCCCUGGAGUCCGAGGAGGUGCUGGUGGCACCUGAGGCUCGGCCCGGGCCCCCGUCCCCGCCGUCCAUCCUGUCAGCCUCCAGCCAGGGCGUCACUCUGUCCUGGACGGCGCCCCGGGGCCCCGGCAGCGCCCACAUCCUCGGCUACCUAAUUGAGAAGCGCAAGAAAGGGAGCAACGCCUGGGUGGCCGUGAACCAGAAGCCCGUGCCCGAGAAGAAGUGGACGGUGGGGGACCUGCGGCAGGGCUGGCAGUAUGAGUUCCGGGUCACGGCCGUGGCCCCCUCCGGCCGGGGAGAGCCUGGACCCCCAUCGGAGGCCGUCUUCGCCCGCGACCCCAUGAGACCCCCGGGGCCGGUGAGGGAUCUCCAGGUCACGGACACAUCGCACACCAGCAUCACCCUGAGCUGGGCUCGGCCCGACAGCCAGGACGGCGAUGAACCGCAGGGCUACGUGGUGGAGCUGCGGGGCGCGGCCAGCCCGCAGUGGGGCCCGUGCCACGCGGGCACCAUACCAGGCACCACCUACACAGCCAAGGGGCUGCGGCCCCGGGAGAGCUACCUCCUGCGGGUGACGGCCGUGAACGACGGGGGCCCCGGCCAGCCCACGGCCCUGGGCUCGGCGGUGGAAGCCAUGCCCGUCUCGGUCCGCCCCAGGUUCUGCAUGGACGCCAGCAUGAAGGACUUGCUGACGGUCAGAGCUGGGGACACGGUCCGCGUGCCCGUCUACUUUGAGGCGGCGCCCACCCCGGAGGUGACCUGGCUGAAGGACGGCUUGCCCUUGCCUAAGCGGAGUGUAGCCUCGGUCAAGGACGGCCUCACCCAGCUCCUGAUCCCCUCGGCCAGCCUCGAUGAUAGCGGCAUCUACACCGUGGUGCUGAGGAGCCCGCGAGGGGAGGAGGCCACCUACAGCUUCCGCCUCAGGGUGGCAGCGCGCCCGCGGGCGCCAGGGCCCGUCGUCCUGCGGGAGGGCACGCUGGGCUCGGUGACCGUCGAGUGGGAGCCGUCCCCGGACGAGACGGAGGCGGGCGCCGCGCCGCUGCACUACGCCGUGCUGAUGCGCACCUCGGCCCACGCGCCCUGGUGUCCGGCGGCCGAGCGCCUGCACAACUGCCGCUUCACCCUGGUGGGCGUCCUCCCGGGCCACGAGUACCACUUCCGCGUGGUGGCCAAGAACGAGCUGGGCGCCAGCGAGCCGUCGGACACGCGCCAGCCCUGGGUCGUCCCGCGUCAGCCUCCGGACAAGGCCGCCGCGAGGGGCUUGAGCUACCGGGAGCCGGACCUGAGCCAGAAGCCGCGCUUCCUGGUGGGCCUGCGUCCCCACCUGCUGCCCCUGGGCACCGAGUGCCGCAUGACCUGCGCCGUGCAGGGCCAGCCGCGCCCCCACGUCUCCUGGUUCAAGAACGACCAGAGCCUGGCCAACCACCCCGCGGCGUACACCACCGACGUGAUGGGCGUGUGCUCACUGGUCAUCCCCAGCGUCUCCGCCACGGACGGCGGCCAGUACAAGGCGGUGGCCGAGAACACGCUGGGCCAGGCGGUCAGCACCGCCACGCUCAUCGUCGUGGAACCCAGGGAUGAGCCCCGCCGCACCCUGGAAUGGCCCUGCCCAGCCCCUCAGUUGCUGGAAGACCGCGGAUCCCUGAAGCUGCACUCCUCACGCCACGCCGGCCUGGGGAGCCCGUCCAAGGGGGUGGAGGAUGCUGGCCAUGCCCAGAGCCUCAGGGGGAGGCGAGCGAGGGGGAAGCUCCUCCAGGGGGGCGUGGAGGCUUCGGGGAAGACAAAGAGGAAGCGGGCAUUCAGACUCCCGGCCUUGAGCUGA
Messenger RNA from Dama dama (fallow deer), 4011 nucleotides. It is a transcript of the gene IGFN1, whose product is annotated as immunoglobulin like and fibronectin type III domain containing 1. The record is from RefSeq and is a predicted model, not a curated record. The transcript is spliced from 24 exons. Gene Ontology annotation, molecular function: protein binding. NCBI's taxonomy places the organism in Eukaryota, Metazoa, Chordata, Mammalia, Artiodactyla, Cervidae. The coding region runs from base 1 to 4011 and encodes 1336 amino acids.